Messenger RNA from Haliaeetus leucocephalus (bald eagle), 6469 nucleotides. It is a transcript of the gene MYO16, whose product is annotated as myosin XVI. Gene Ontology annotation, cellular component: perinuclear region of cytoplasm; myosin complex; nucleoplasm. The coding region runs from base 237 to 6011 and encodes 1924 amino acids. Gene Ontology annotation, biological process: negative regulation of G1/S transition of mitotic cell cycle; phosphatidylinositol 3-kinase/protein kinase B signal transduction; neuron projection morphogenesis. NCBI's taxonomy places the organism in Eukaryota, Metazoa, Chordata, Aves, Accipitriformes, Accipitridae. The record is from RefSeq and is a predicted model, not a curated record. The transcript has 35 exons. Gene Ontology annotation, molecular function: actin filament binding; cytoskeletal motor activity; protein phosphatase binding.
CACGUGCAGUAGUCAUGGUUCAAGACGCACAGAGGUUUAUCUUAACUCCAGCAGUCGGGUGAGGAUGACUUGGAAGCCUCUGCAAGAUCCUGGAACAGAACCUCCAUUAAAUAAUGUAUUCUGAGGUGUACUGGAUACCUGAGGAAGGGUUCUAAAUAAUGCAUUUUCUGGGCAUGACAGUUGUAGCAGAAGAGAAUGCUGAAGCCUGUAGCAAGACUACAGCCUGAGAUGAAAGAAUGUCUCAUUACCAUUUUAUCAAAUGCUGCUGUUUCCAGCUAUGUAAUGUUUUUCGGUCCCAUGAGAUGGAAAUUGAGCAGUGCUUGCUGGAGUCCCUCCCUCUUGGCCAGCGGCAGCGGCUGGUGAAGCGGAUGCGCUGUGACCAAAUAAAGGCAUAUUAUGAACGAGAAAAAGCUUUCCAGAAACGAGAGGGCUACGUGAAAAAACUGAAACAUGGAAAGAAUAGAGUUCAUUUUAAUCUUGCUGAUAUGAUACAGGAUGCAGUCAUACGUCAUGAUGAUAAAGAAGUACUGCGGCUACUGAAGGAUGGUGCUGACCCUCAUACACUUGUUUCCUCAGGAGGCUCUUUGCUCCAUCUGUGUGCCCGCUAUGAUAAUGCAUUUGCUGCAGAAAUUUUAAUUGACAGAGGAAUAAAUGUAAAUCAUCAAGAUGAGGACUUCUGGACAUCAAUGCAUGUAGCCUGUGCAUGUGAUAAUCCUGAUAUUGUCUUGCUACUGCUACUGGCUGGAGCAAAUGUGCUGCUGCAAGAUGUUAAUGGCAACAUCGCACUUGAUUAUGCCAUAGAAGGGACUGAAUCUAGCAGCAUCCUUCUGAUGUACUUGGAAGAAAAUGGUGUAGAGCUCAAUUCAUUGCGCCAAAUGAAAAUACAGAGACCUAUGACAAUGCUUACAGAUGUCCGACAGCUCAUAUCAAGUGGAGGAAGUGUGAAUCAAAAGAAUGACGAAGGAGUUACACUGCUGCAUGUGGCCUGUGCUAAUGGAUACAAGAAUGUUGCAUCUCUGAUACUGGACCAUGGGGCUGAUCUCAAUGUAGUGGAUAAUCAGUACUGGACACCCCUACAUUUAGCUGCAAAGUAUGGACAGACCAACCUUGUGAAGCUGCUCUUGAUGCACUGGGCAAAUCCCAGUCUUCUUAACUGCAAUAAUGAAAAGCCUUCAGAUGUUGCAGCUUCUGAGUUUAUUGAGGAGAUGCUUCUGAAGGCUGAAAUUGUUUGGGAGGAAAAAAUGAAAGACCCUUUAGCUGUUUCUACUUUAUCUCAAGAAGAGCAAUACGAAGAGAUCAUCCAUGAUCUGCCCACAAUUUCCAAUAAACUCAAUCCCUUGGCUUUACCGAUUGCCAAGCAAGACAGUUUGCUGGAGAAAGACACCAUGUUUAAAGAUGCAGCUAAAGGCUUAUGUAAGCAGCAAUCCCAAGACAGCGCAUCUGAAAAUGUCACUGUGAACACUACAACCAAACUUGAACAGAUCAAGCUCAUGCCUCCAGCUCCAAAUGAUGACCUGGCUUCUCUGAGUGAGCUAACAGACAGCAGCCUGCUUUAUGAGAUUCAGAAGCGUUUCAAUAAUAAUCAGAUAUAUACCUACGUUGGUGAUAUACUGUUGCUUGUUAACCCGUUUAAAGACCUUCCUAUUUAUUCUACUACGGUCACCCACCUUUAUUUAAGUAACUCUGGAAAACUGUGUUCCUCACUUCCCCCACAUAUAUUUUCCUGUGCUGAAAGAGCUUACCACAUGCUAUUCCAGGAGCAGCAUCCCCAGUGCUUUAUCCUCAGUGGAGAAAGUGGUUCUGGGAAGACUGAAGCCUGCAAACAGAUAGUGAAGCACCUCACUUGCAGAGCCAGCUCCAGCAGAAAUGCCUUUGAUACAAAGAUACAACAUGUAAACUGUAUCUUGGAGGCUUUUGGACAUGCUAAGACACCCUUGAAUGAUUUUUCCAGCUGUUUUAUAAAAUAUUUUGAGCUACAGUUUUGUGAGAAGAAAAAAAUGUUAAUUGCAGCUAGGAUUUAUACAUACAUGUUGGAGAAGUCUCGUGUCAUUAUGCAGCCUCUCAACCAGAGAAAUUUUCGUGUGUUUUACUUGAUGAUGGAUGGGCUGUCUGCUGAAGAAAAAUACACCCUGUACCUCAGUAAUUUGUCUGCACACAGGUAUCUAAGCCAGACCGUACUGGAAGAGACAGUGUUAACAGCCAACCGUCAAAACAGGGAGAAAUUAGCCAUACUAAAACAAGCUCUAGGUGCUGUGGGAUUCAAUAGCCUGGAGGUGGAGAACCUGUUUGUAAUUCUCUCAGCAAUUCUGCAUCUUGGAGACAUUCGCUUUACGGCUCUGACAGACGCUGAGACAGCAUUCGUGUCAGACCUGCAGCUACUGGAACAAGUUGCGGGGAUGCUGCAGGUUUCACCAGAUGAGCUUGCUUCAGCCUUAACAACUGAUGUUCAGUAUUUUAAAGGAGACAUGAUUGUACGGAGGCAUACUAUAGAGAUAGCAGAAUUUUACCGCGAUCUCUUGGCAAAAUCUCUAUAUGGUCGUUUAUUUAGCUUUUUAGUCAACACAAUCAACUGCUACCUUCAAAAUCAAGAUGAGACUGGCAGUGACCAGGUAUUUGAAAUUGGAGUACUGGAUAUUUUCGGAUUUGAAGAAUUUCAGAAGAAUACUUUCGAACAGCUGUGUGUCAACAUGACCAAUGAGAAGAUACACCAGUACAUCAAUGAAGUGCUUUUCCUACAAGAGCAAGCAGAAUGUGUACAAGAGGGAGUUGCCAUGGAAACUGUGUAUUCUCCUGGUAACCAUACUGCAGCCUUGGAUUUUUUCUUUCAGAAACCGUCAGGCUUUUUGUCAAUGCUGGAUGAAGAAAGCCAAUCUAUUUGGUCAGUGGAACAGAGUUUUUCUAAACGCAUUCAGUCCUUCCUGGAUACAUCAGACACAAAUGCAGUAUACUCCUCCACAAAAGAUGGAAAUGGUAACCUUGCCCCAAAGGAUCAGGGCUCCACCUUCACUGUUAUGCAUUAUGCUGGGAGGGUUACUUAUGAAAUUGCUGGUGCGAUAGAAAAAAAUAAAGAUUCCCUUUCACAAAAUCUCGUAUUUGUAAUGAAAACCAGUGAAAAUGUAGUCAUCAAUCAGUUGUUUCAAUCCAAGCUGACACAAACUGGAUCACUUGUUCCUCCAUAUCAUUUCCUUAAAAUCAAAGGGUGUAAAGCAGCUUUGCUGAGUAAAAAACCAUCGGUAGCCUGUGCAAGUGGAGAAGCAAAGAAAUACUUUGAGCUCAGCAAGCUACUGAAAAAGAAAGGAACAUCCUCAUUUCUUCAGAGACUGGAACGAGGUGGCCCAACCACCGUGGCAAUACAGCUCAGGAAAUCACUCUCAGAUAUUAUUGGGAAGCUGCAGAACUGCACGCCACAUUCUGUUCAUUGUAUAAAGCCUAAUAACUCCAAGUUGCCAGAUACUUUUGACAAUUUUUAUGUGUCUGCUCAACUGCAGUAUAUUGGCGUCCUAGACAUGGUCAAAAUCAUACGACAUGGAUAUCCAAUACGUCUCUCUUUCACAGACUUCUUGUCAAGGUAUAAAGAUUUGGCUGAUACAGCACUAGGAGAGAAGAAGAAGUUGUCUGCCAAGGAAAGAUGUCGUCUUGUUCUUCAGCAGUGUAAAUUACAAGGCUGGCAGAUAGGAAUCCGAAAAGUGUUUCUUAAGUACUGGCAAGCUGACCAUCUCUACGAUUUGUGCCUUCAGCUUCAGAAGAAAAUUAUAACCUGCCAAAAAGUUGUAAGAGGAUUUCUAGCUCGCCAGCGCUUACUACAGAAGGUGAGCAUCAAACAGCAAGAGGUCACCUCAAUCAAAAGUUUCUUGCAGAAUGCUGAGGAUAUGGGACUGAAAACAUAUGAUGCCUUGGUCAUUCAAAAUGCUUCUGACAUUGCUCGGGAAAAUGACAGGCUCCGCAAUGAGAUGAACGCUGCUUACCACAGGGAAAAGUUAGAGGCUAGAAGCAGACCAGAAGAAGGCCACAAAAGAGCUGAAGACAAGGGUGGGAAGGUCUCUGAGGACAGCUUUGCCGGCUGUCGAACGCCUAAGCACUUUCAUUCCAGCUCCGUCCCUGUCCCCAUGGCAGUGGACGGCUUGGUACAUUCUGCGGCUGGGUCAUCCAUCAGAUCCCCCUCCCUGCACUCCGUGUUCAGCAUGGACGAUAGCAAUAGCCUGCCAUCACCAAGGAAACAGCCUCCUCCCAAACCAAAGAGGGACCCCAACACACGACUGAGUGCUUCGUAUGAGGCUGUUAGUGCUUGCUUGUCGGCAGCUUCUAAGGAAACCGCUAAUGAAGUACUGACCCGUCCAAGGCCACACAGUGAUGACUAUAGUACCAUGAAAAAAAUACCUCCCAGAAAACCAAAACGAAGUCCCAAUACGAAACUUAGUGGCUCUUAUGAAGAAAUACCUGGCCAAAAGCCUGGGGAUGUAAAACAGGCAAGCACAGUAGCUAAACCAGGUGGCUAUGACGCUGUGACGGUACAGAGAGCAGCUUCUGCGGAUGGGCCACAACAUGGUGUGUUGAGUCUCUAUAUGUCUCAGGAAGAGGAGGAAAAUGAGCCUGUCUAUAUUGAAAUGGUAGGGAAUGCAAUGAAAAGCAGUUCUGCUGAAGCAGAAAGUCCAGAACAAGGAGAGUCUGUAUAUGAAGAAAUGAAGUAUUUUCUACCAGAAGAAGGAAGCAAUGGUAAUGGAAUAAUUCCAGUAGUGACUGGAUCUCCUCCUCUGUUGUUUGAAAGCAAAAAAAAUGUUAACAUUGAAGAUGGAACAUUGGGUGGAAACAGUCAAGCAGCUUUGAUCUAUAAAGACUCAUGUGACAUUCCAGCCCCUUUCCCUAACUUGCUCCCCCACAGGCCACCACUUCUUGUAUUUCCUCCAACCCCUGUCACAUGUUCACCUGCUUCUGAUGAAUCACCUCUAACACCACUAGAAGUCAAAAAGCUUCCUGUCUUGGAAACCAACCUAAAAUACCCUGUGCAGUCAGAAGGCUCAAGUCCAUUAUCACCACAGUACUCCAAAAGCCAGAAAGGGGAGAAUGAAAGACCAGCAUCUCCAGGCUUGGUUGUGUUCAAUGUUUCCAGCAAGGUGACCCCUCCUUCCACACCACCUCCUCCUCUCCCACCACCCCCUCCUCCAGUACCACCUCCUAUUUCCUACCGGGCUUCCACACAUUUUGCAUUUCCUCCAGAGACUUGUGCUAGUUUUCUGAUUAAUACAGGGAAAACGGGUACAAACUCAGAUCUGUCAAAAGUACCUCAGAGACCAAAUCCUGCUCAGCUUGGAUGCUCAUUUUCUCCAUUCUCCAAACUGCCUUACUCCCCAAAGGUGGCAAGAGCAGAUCACAGGAAAUUGAACUCAAAUUCAUCAUCUUCAUUUCCAUACAACCCUACAAACUCAAGGUCAUUGACCAGUCCCCUUGAUGAGUUAACUAGCUUGUUCAACUCAGGACGGAGUGUGCUACGAAAAUCUGCAGCAGGACGUAAGAUCAGGGAGCCAGAAGGUGCUGAAACUAAUCUGAACUUGAGGAGCAGGGAGGAUCCAAAUACAUUAGAUAUUGGAUCAGAAACCCAGGAUAAAAAUGCAAAUAACCAUGGAACUCAGUCAUCAAAUCCACUGUCCAGUUCUGUGAUGGCUGAAAAUGGAAAUUCAGUAUCAAAUGGUUUACCAGAGGAAAAUGAAUAUUCAAGACUGUCGGCCAGCACUACGGCAGGCUCAUCGAUUCAAAGACAUAAGGAGAGCCACACUAGUCAGGUUAUUCAUCAGCUUAGACUUUCAGAGAAUGAGAGUGUGGCUCUGCAAGAGCUUCUAGAUUGGAGGAGAAAGCUGUGUGAAGAGAAAGAAGACUGGCAGCAAAUAUUGCACAGCACUGAGCAAAGAAUCACAGCCCCACCUCCACCCCCUUGUAAAAAGCCAACACUGUUGAAGAAGGUAGAAGAUACCUCCUGCAACAGACUCUCUUCAGGCAUAUGGGAUACCACCAUGUGAUUCAGAUUUGUGUGUUUGCAAACUGUUAGGAAUGAAACCAUCUAAUGAAUUCAAUCUGCACAAUCGGCAAGUUUUCUUCCCUUCACAAAGUGUGCAGGGAUUUUUUAUAAGCACUCAUUCAGGAGCACAGGAUGGAGGAGCUAUUUAGAUCUGUUGUGCAUACAUGUACAUUGUGUUUGUUCUUUUCAUAUAUAUAUAUACACAUAUACAUAUAUGUGUGCAUCUGUGAGUCUAUAUAUGUAUGUGUGUGUAUAUAUAGAGAGAGACAAACUGCACUAUAAGUACUUAGUUUAAAAGUAGGAGACAGUCACUUAGAGUUCUCCCAUGGACAAUAAGAAACUACGUUAAGCAAAUGAUGAUGGGAAGAAGUGACUGACAGGCAUUUUAGAGACAUCAGGAAAGUCUGUGCACACUGUACAGCUGUUUUAUAUAGUACAAAAAUACAAUGUUUCUUGUUC